AUGCUGUGGACAAAGCAGAGAUGGACAUCCCAUUAGCACUGGAGUCCGUCUCAAAGAUUUCAGCUUCUACUGAAGUAAUACAAAUGCAGAAUGAAGACAAUCCAUGUGCUAUUCCAGAGGUUCAUCUCAAUAACACUUUUGUGGAAACAGAGGUCCCUUGUAAUACGGGAACUACUUCAUUUCUGCAAGUCGAAGAGGUGGAGAAAGUUACUGGUACUUUGGCUCUUGUUGAUUCUGGAUUUGAUAGUCUUGAUCAUAUGGAUGUUUUGAGAGAAUCUGUUCAUUCAACAUUAGAACAGGAGACUAGUUGGAAACAUGAAGACGCUACUGUGAAGAUGUUCCGUAAUUGUGACGCUGUAAUAAGAGAUUCUGAGUGUGAUGUCCAAGUUCUUGUUUUGGCCCAACCGGCAGACACUGCCACUGUACCCCAGUCUUCAGAAGAGCAGAGUGGGGCAGUCAGCCAGUCACAAAUUGAAAACCAGAUUGUGUAUGAGCCCAUUAGUAGUCCAGAGAGUAGUGGAGAUCCAGAUGCUGCUAUGGAUUUGGAGAAUCAAGGUUUGAUGGCUUUAAAGUACAUACCAAGUAUUCAAGACACAGUGGAGACCUUGUCUAGAAAUGAAUGCACGGAGGAUAGUAUUUUGCAACUGGUAAAUGAGGAACCUACUAAAGAAGAACAGGCAGGUGGACAAGCAGUAGUUGAAAUAAUGACGCUACAACCAACCACCACUUUUUCUGAGACUAAUGCAGAUGGAAAAGCUACAACUCCCACGAAGAAGCAAGGUUUGUCUUCAGAGUACAUACCAAGUACUGAAGACAUGGAGGACUUGUCGACUGAUGAAAGCAUGGAGGCUCAUCGUUUCAAACUAGAAAAUAAAAAAAGUACUAAAGAACAACUUAUAGAGGACCAAGCAGCAGUUGAAAUGAAGGCGGUUUGGGAGACCACCACACUUUCAGAGAGUAAUGGAGAUGACGCUGCUGUUUUGGAGAAGCAAGCGUUGGUGUCUUCCGUGGAAGUAACAAGUACUCAAGACACAAUGAAGAACCUGCUUGGUCAUGAACGUGCAAAGGAAAGUAAUUUGCAAUUGGAAAAUGAUGACGGGAGAAAAAAAGAACAGACAGAUGGCCAGAUCGCAGUUGAAAUGGAGGUACAGCAGACUACCACUGUUCCAGAGUGUAGUCCAGAGAAUAACAUAGGUGGAGAUGCUCUUGUGGGUUUGGUGAAUCAAUAUUUGGUGUCUACAGUGGAUGUAUUGCACUCUCAAAACAUAAAGGAGGACUUGUCUACUAAUGAAAGCAAGGAGCCUUGUCAUUUCCACCUAGAAAAUAACAAAACUGUUAAUAAAAACGCAGAUGACCAAACAUCAGUUGAAAUGGAGGAAUUACAACAGACCACCACAGUUCCAGAGGAUAAUAGAGAUGCCACUACUAAUUUGGAGAAGAAAGAUUUGGUGUCUUUGGAGAAACUUCCAAGUACUCAAGAUACAAAGGAGGACUGCCCUUUUAAUGAAAGUGCAGAGGUUAGUCAUUUGCAACUGGAAAAUGAUGAAAGAACCAAAGAGGAACAGACACAUGGCCCUACAGCAGUUAACAUGGAGGUACAACAGACCACCACUCUUUCAGAGAGAACCAGAGAUGGGCAUGCUAUUGUGGCUUUGGAGAAGAAAGAUUUUGUUUCUUUGGAGGAUUUACCCAACACACGAGAAAUGAAGAGUGACUUUUGUACUAGUACUAUUUUGGAAGCUGUUCAUUUGCAUGUAGAGUGUAAUCAAACUGAUAAACAAGAGCUGACAAACGACCAAGCAUCAAUUGUAAUGGAGGAAUUAAAACAGACCACCACUAUUCCAGAGUGUAAUGAACAUAGAGAUGCUGCUACUCUUUUUGAGAAGCGAGAUUCAGCGUCUUUAGAGAGAGUGCAAAGUGCUCAAGGAACAGAGGACAACAGGUCUGCUCAUGCAAGCACGUGGGCAAGUAAUUUGCAGCAGGAAAGUAAUGAAAGUGCCAACAAAGAACAGACAGAUGGCCAAGCAGUCAUUGAAAUGGCAGUACAACGGACCACCACACUUCCAGAGAGUAGUCCAGAGGGGAACAGAGAUGGAGAUGCAGAUGCUGGUGUGAUUUUGGAAAAGAUAGAUUUGGUUUCUUUAGAGGACCUAUCAAGUACACAACAACUUGAGGACUUGUCUACUAAUGAAAGUAUGGAAGGUAAUAAUUUGCACCUGGAAAAAAACACUUCCAAACAAGAGCUGACACACAACCAAGCGGCCAUUGAAUGGGAGGAAUCACAACAGACCACCACAGUUCCAGAGAGUAAUGGAGAUGCAGCUACUUAUUUGGGGAAUAAAGAUUUGGGGUCUUUGGAAAAAAUACCAAGUGCUGACAAUAUAAAAGAGGACAUGCCGACGAAUGAAAGUCUGGAGGCUAGUCAUUUGCAACUGGAAAAUGCUGAUAGUGCCAAAGAAGAACUGAUAAAUGACAAAGCAGCACUUGAAAUGGAGGAUGUACCAAGUACUCGGGAAAAAGAGAACUUGUGUAUUAAUGAAAGUGUGGGCGCUAGUUGUUUGCAAGUGGAAAAUGUGAAAAUGACUGAAGAAUGUCCAGACGUCCGAGCAGUAGUUGAAAUGGAGGUAGAACAGACAACUAUAGUUCCAGAGAGUAGCAGAGCUGGCGAUGUCCCUGUGGUUUUAGAGAGCCAAGAUAUGUCUUUAGAAGAUUUACCAAAUCUCCAAAACACAAAGGAUGACUUGCAGCUGGAAGCCGAUGAAAGGCCCGAAGAAGAACUGACAGCUGGCCAAGCAGUAGUUCAAAUGGAGGUACAACAGACCACUACAGUUCCAGAGAGGAACAGAGAUGGAGAUCCAGAUGCUGAUGUGGCUUCCAAUGAGAAAGAUUUGGUUUCUUUCGACGAUGUACCAAGUACACGAGAAAUUGCGGACUUGUCAACUAAUGAAUGUGUGGACGCUAGUCAUUUGCUCCUGGAAAAUAACAAAUCAGCUAAACAAGAAUUGACACACAACCAAUCAGCUGUUGAACUGGAGAAAUUACAACAGACCACCACAGUUCCAGAGAAUCCUCCAGAGAGGAACAGAGAUGGAGAUGCAGAUGCCGGUGUAGGUUCCGAGGAGAAAGAUUUGGUUUCUUUAGAGGGUGUACCCAGUACACAAGAAAUUGUGAACUUGUCAACUAAUGAAUGUGUGGACGCUAGUCAUUUGCUCCUGGAAAAUAACAAAUCAGCUAAACAAGAAUUGACACACAACCAAUCAGCUGUUGAACUGGAGAAAUUACAACAGACCACAACAGUUCCAGAGAAUCCUCCAGAGAGGAACAGAGAUGGAGAUGCAGAUGCCGGUGUAGGUUCCGAGGAGAAAGAUUUGGUUUCUUUAGAGGGUGUACCCAGUAUACAAGAAAUUGUGAACUUGUCAACUAAUGAAUGUGUGGACGCUAGUCAUUUGCUCCUGGAAAAUAACAAAUCAGCUAAACAAGAAUUGACACACAACCAAUCAGCUGUUGAACUGGAGAAAUUACAACAGACCACAACAGUUCCAGAGAAUCCUCCAGAGAGGAACAGAGAUGGAGAUGCAGAUGCCGGUGUAGGUUCCGAGGAGAAAGAUUUGGUUUCUUUAGAGGGUGUACCCAGUACACAAGAAAUUGUGAACUUGUCAACUAAUGAAUGUGUGGACGCUAGUCAUUUGCUCCUGGAAAAUAACAAAUCAGCUAAACAAGAAUUGACACACAACCAAUCAGCUGUUGAACUGGAGAAAUUACAACAGACCACAACAGUUCCAGAGAAUCCUCCAGAGAGGAACAGAGAUGGAGAUGCAGAUGCCGGUGUAGGUUCCGAGGAGAAAGAUUUGGUUUCUUUAGAGGGUGUACCCAGUAUACAAGAAAUUGUGAACUUGUCAACUAAUGAAUGUGUGGACGCUAGUCAUUUGCUCCUUCAAAAUAACAAAUCAGCUAAACAAGAAUUGACACACAACCAAUCAGCUGUUGAACUGGAGAAAUUACAACAGACCACAACAGUUCCAGAGAGCCAUCGUGAAACAGCUACUUAUUUGGAGAAGCAAGACUUGGUGUCUUUAGAAAAGUUACCAAGUGCUAACAACAGAAAAGAGGACAUGUCUAUUAAUGAAAGUGUGGAGGCUAGUCAUUUGCAACUGGAAAAUGAUGAAAGUGGCAAAGAAGAAUCGACAACUGGCCAAGCUGCAGUUGAAAUGGAGGUUGUAUCAAGUACUCGGGAAAAGAAGGAGGGCUUAUCUAUUAAUGAAAGUGUGGGGGCUAGUUGUUUGGACCUGGAAAAUGGAAAAACUGCUAAAGAAUGUACAGACGUCCAAGCAGUAGUUGAAAUGGAGGUAGAACAGACAACCACACUUCCAGAGACUAGCCCAGAGAGUAGCAAAGCUGGAGAUGCUGCUUUGGCUUUAGAGCUGCAAUCGUUGUUGUCUUUAGAGGAUUUGCCACAUGCCCAAGACACAAAGGAAGACUUGCAACUUGAAGGUGAGGAACCUUCCAACUUUGAAAAGACAGAUGGAGAAGCAGUAGUUGAAGUGAUGGAGCUGCAACAGACCACCACAGUUCCAAAGAGUUUCACGUCAUCUCCAGUCAUCAAUGAACCAACUGAUUUUGCUUGUGAAGAAAAAGUUGUGCCUACGGAUUCUGUGGUUGUAGCAGAGGCUUCUGAACAGCUGGAGUUGGACCCCCUCGCAACGGCACCUGCAGCCGUCCCUGCUGGAGAGCUACCAGAAGGUAGAUCUGAUGAAUAUGUUAUUCUAGAGCCGGUCACAGAGGGCGAAAUUCACUUAGAUAUUGUCUCUCAAGCCGCUGCCGCAUCAGGUUUGUCCAACCCCUGUUUAGUGAACCAGGUGGAUCCAAACUGCAUUUUUACAGCUACAAACGGACCCCAACAGACCUCCCUUUUGAAGACUGAAGAGCAGCCUGACAAGGUCAAAGAUAAUGCUGUGACUCCUUUAGGUGAAGAGGCAGAAGGUAUAAAUGCAUCACCUUCAGAAGAACCUAUUGCGCUAACUCCAGACUGUUCCCUUGAACCAUCAUCCAUCACAGUAGAAACAGCUGAUUCUCAAACUCCCAGUGUGAAAUUUGAGGCAACAGAGGACGCUGGGGGUGACUUGGCUCUACAAGAGUUGCAUAUUCUGGAAGACAUGGAGAUCGGUCAUGAGAUUGUUGUUGUGGAGGUCAGCAACGAAGAAGACAGCGACAUUAUGAUCGUAGCGAAACCUCCACCACAAGGACCUUCUUUUCAAAAGGCUUUGGAAAAGACUGAAAAUGAACCUAUUUUAAAGACGAACAACGCAUCUUUAAAGCCAGACAUUAACAGCAAUAUAAACCUUGAGAAGCCCAAGAAGCAAGAAAUGAACACCCAAGCGAGAACUAAAGCGCGUCUGGCUGCUCUGGCAGAGCAGAAAGCUGCCGCCAUGAAAAGAACAGCCAACAAGCACCAGCUCAACCUUUUAGCCUUGUGUCAGGAAAUUGCUGAGGACAUUGCCACAGACAGCAUGCUGUUAAAGAGGAUUGAGGAGGAAAAACAAGCGGCGGCUAAAAGUGAGGCCGCCAAGAAAGAAAAUCCACCUGUGAGAGUGCAAGAAGUAGCCACCAUUGACGUCAAACCUCCCGAUGAAAGCGAAAGCUCCUUAGCGCCGGUGCCCCUUGCUGAGGAACCCCCUGUGGUGCAGCCUCUCAGUGCUGAAUCGAAGCAGGCAGAUGACCCGCCAAAGAGGCGUUUCUUUGUCUCACAAGUUUCCGUACCUCUGAAGGCCCACGAGAAGAAGAAACUAACUCGAUAUCAAAAGCUAAGACAGGUCGAACUCCAAAGGGAGAAAAUGUCAUGGGCCCGCAUGAAGAAAAUGAAGUCUGACCAGGCAAAUCAAAUGUUCUCCGAUAUGGACUGGCAAGCGUCAAUGUUUACGCCUGCUCUUUUUUCCACUAAUGUCACGACAACUGACCCUGCACCAAAAGCCAGUUCAUCCCUGCCUCCAAGUCCUGCCUUUAGUGUCAAACCAACAUCACCGAAGCCAGAAGCUCCUGUGGUUGAGACUCUCAAUAUUGAAGCUACUAAAACAGAACCACUUAAAGUGGACAGCUCCAAGACUGAACCACAAGUCAACACUGAACCUGCUAAAACAGAAAUACUCCCGACUGAACCCACAAAAGUCGAAAACACAAGAAUAACAAGGCAAAGUAGUAAGUCUCAGGCCCCAAAGGUGACCCCUCCUACGGCCUCCACCCCAAAAGUCACCAGAUCGUCCACCAAGAGAUCUCUGCCGGCUGUACCCCCGCCCAUGCCCAAUGGACUUAAGGCAUCAAAACCUCAGCCUGUCGAGUACAAGCCAUACAAACCAAGGCCCAGGUAUUCACCAGAUGAUUUUGAACUUGACGAUGAUCCGUUACCAGCACCUCCAAAAAGGUCUGGUCCUCUGCCCAGGCCGAACCAGUCCCAAAGUCAAUCUAGUUCCCAAGUCCAAUUGAAAACCACGCCUCAGCCCGCCAGCCAGGCAAAACCCAAACCCUUAACCACUUCUGCUGGACAUAUCCCAGCUCAGUCAAAACUUGCCAUGUCAACCGGCGCUAAGUCCAAACCCGCUUGUUCUCCCAGUCAACAACAUGCCACCGCCACAACCCCUCUCUCAAAAGCCUCCGUCACACCUACUCCCGCCAAGUCAUCUCCUCCCGCUGCAGUUCCUCAAUCAAAACCUGCUUUGACUGCAACUCAAUCGCAGCAGGCACCAUCUGUUUCGCCCCUACUAAAAACUGCUGACGUUACCCCAGCUCAGACCACGCAGCCAGCGACUUCAAACACGUCUCAGGCAGAGGGAGAUCCAAGUCCUGUCAAAGCCCACCAACUUCAGGCAACAACAUCCACGGAAAGCAAGGAUACUGCUGCUUCAAGUUCAUCAAGUCCACCCCCAAAAAGUCCGCCUCCAUCAAAAGAGAGCUCUAAUCUGUCUGAUUCACCACAACGCGAAGAAAAGCCUGCCAGUGCUGAUCAGUGCCAAAAGAGCGACACCACCAGGACAGCGCAGGAUACAUCAGAUACAUCCUCUCAAGACACUGCAGUGAAGCAGCAAGCAUUACAGUGUCCUCUCUCUGAUGCAUGUCUUCAAAGAGAAGUCAAGAAACUAAAGGAGGCCGACAAAGAUGACAGCCAAACUGUCAUUGAUGCAGGACAGAAGCACUUUGGAGCCGUGGCCUGCAGCGUGUGCGGGAUGCUGUACUCUGCCGCCAACCCCGAGGACGAAUCGCAGCAUUUGCUCUUCCACAACCAGUUUAUCAGUGCCGUAAAAUAUGUGGGCUGGAAAAAGGAGAGGAUACUCGGAGAAUUUCCUGAUGGUAAAAUCAUCCUAGUCCUGCCUGAUGAUCCCAAAUACGCUCUCAAGAAGGUUGAAGAAAUACGGGAGAUGGUGGACAGUGACCUUGGCUUCCAGCAGGUGGGGACAAAGUGUCCCUCCCUUACAAAAACCUUUCUCUUCAUCACCAACGACAAGAAAGUGGCGGGAUGCCUCAUCGCAGAACACAUCAAUGAGGGCUACCGAGUCAUCGAGGAGCCUGAACCCGAGGGCUCGGAAGGGGAGAAGGUGAUGUUUGAGCGUCAGAGGGCGUGGUGCUGCUCCACCACGGCCGAGCCGGCGCUGUGCGGGAUCAGCCGCAUAUGGGUGGUGAGCGUGAUGAGACGGCAAGCUAUCGCCUCACGUUUGCUCGAGUGCCUCAGAAACAACUUCAUCUACGGUUCCUACCUGAGCAAAGACGAGAUCGCCUUCUCGGACCCGACACCGGACGGGAAGCUUUUCGCCACGCACUACUUCGGCACCUCACAGUUUUUGGUGUACAACUUUGUCAGUGGGACGCACUCCCGACAGCCCAAAACUGACUCGGUAUGACGGUCGGGCACAGAGAACGGGGACACCAUGGUUCCAAUCUCAGGAUGAACAAAUUCACCCGCACACAAAACAGAUUUUCUUUUAAAGCGACAUUCAGUGGAAACUACCAAUGAAAAUUGGGGCCACCCGGAAAAAAAAAAUGAAUUGUGGGAUUAAAGCUAUUAUUUUAGGAGAAUACAUUGGGAUCUUUUUUUUUUUUUUAAGAUAAACCAAAGAAAAGAUCUGUUUUGAUAUUAAAAAUCUACACUUCAGAAAAACAUGGCUAUUCUUAUAUAAGUAUGACUUUCACAACUCAAAUUUACUUUUUUUUGUCAAUAACAUAAAACUUCAUUGACAUCACUUGAAUUGGGGAAAAAUCAGAUUUUUUUUUUUUAUGUUGAAAUAUGUAACGACUUCUUAAGAAUACACAACUUCAUAAUAUUGGGAUUAAAUAUAAUAAGGCUAUAUACAACUUUGUCACAAGAUGAUUAAUGUAAAAACAUUAGAAAAAUUCUUAUGUGAUUUUUAAUCCAGAAAAUAACUGGUGUAUAAAUAUUUAUUCUCAUAAUGUUACAAUUUAGAUCUGAAUAAUGCACCAGUGUAUCUUAAAUUCAAAUUGCUUGAAGUGACUUGAAAUCAUCCAAUUUUGUUUUAAAAUUAUUUCAAUGUCGAAUGCACGCAAUCUUAUUCUCCUAAUAUUAAGACUUUUAUCUGUAAAAUACUUUUUUUUUUUUUUUUUUCCCUUCCGACGUGGCCCUCGUACUUCUUCGUAAGACACGAAUCAUGUCUGUUUUUUUGACUGAUGUAUUUUAUUAACAGGCAGGUAAGGUUCAUGGUGUUUUCCCCGCUCAAUAGCUGCUCACUUUUGAAACCAUUUUUUACUCCCCUCCCGUCAUGUUUUGUCGCGACAUUUCAAACUAACCACGUGAGGAUUUAUCUUGAAGAAGAAAUGUUUAGAACUGUAGCGUGGGCAUUUUUAAAAAAAAUCUUUUCUGGGGCUCACAUAUUUUGCUGAGCCGUGUACUGUUUGCUGUCCAAGCGGCAGGGCAUUGUAACCUCUCCCACAUUUUUUAUUUUUCCAGUUUAUUUCACCCAGGCUGGCCAUUCUUAUUUGAUUUUGUGCCUGAACUUAAUUAACAGUGUGAAUUAAUUUUUUUUUUUGUUACAUAGUGAACCGUUAUCAUCUUUGUAUUCCUUAAUAACUUACACUGUACUAUAUCAAACGGCCGUGUAGAUAAAUGCGUACUAUAACAUUUAUAAUAAAUGAUGUGGAAGGUCUGAAAGGCUCUUUUUUUUUUUUUCUCCCCCAUCACCCUCUUAUGACUGCACAUACAUUUGAUUUAUACAAAAAGUUGUAAAUAUUUAUUUGAAUAAUAAACAGUAAAUAUUGUUUGCUUGUGCCUGCUGAUUUUCUUUUCGCAGGGACGCCAAGAAGAAGUCCUUGAUCAGAAACGACACCUCGCAGUCGGUGGUGUAAAUAUUUAUUUUAAGUAUAUUAAGU
Syngnathoides biaculeatus (alligator pipefish) is the source of this 9366-nucleotide messenger RNA. RefSeq lists its product as uncharacterized. Gene Ontology annotation, molecular function: protein-lysine-acetyltransferase activity. The record is from RefSeq and is a predicted model, not a curated record. The transcript has 10 exons. Gene Ontology annotation, cellular component: chromatin; nucleus. Gene Ontology annotation, biological process: mitotic sister chromatid cohesion. The coding region runs from base 21 to 7886 and encodes 2621 amino acids. NCBI's taxonomy places the organism in Eukaryota, Metazoa, Chordata, Actinopteri, Syngnathiformes, Syngnathidae.